This is a messenger RNA of Brachypodium distachyon (stiff brome), 1980 nucleotides long. Its product is annotated as cytochrome P450 724B1. NCBI's taxonomy places the organism in Eukaryota, Viridiplantae, Streptophyta, Magnoliopsida, Poales, Poaceae. The record is from RefSeq and is a predicted model, not a curated record. The transcript has 9 exons. Gene Ontology annotation, molecular function: monooxygenase activity; oxidoreductase activity, acting on paired donors, with incorporation or reduction of molecular oxygen; iron ion binding. Bases 162 to 1595 code for a protein of 477 amino acids. Gene Ontology annotation, biological process: sterol metabolic process.
CCCCUCACCUUCCAUUCCAGGGAGAGAAAGAAAGAAACAGAGGGUGGUGAGCAAGUGAAUGAUAGCUUAGACAGACAGAGAGGCAAGGCAAGGCAAGGCAGUCUCCAUGCUGCUUGUGAGAUGAAAGCAGUAGGGGGUGCCUGCAGGUGUGUGGUGUGAGUAUGAUGAUGGUUAGCGAGCUUGUGUUGGCUGCUCCGGCGAUCCUGCUCUCCUUGCUCCUGACGCUGGUGCUGAGCCACUUCCUGCCUUUGCUCCUGAACCCCAAGGCUCCCAGGGGCAGCUUCGGAUGGCCUCUUGUUGGUGAGACCCUGAGGUUCCUCACCCCUCACGCUUCCAACACCCUGGGCAGCUUCCUGGAGGAUCACUGCUCCAGGUAUGGGAGGGUGUUCAAGUCGCAUCUGUUCUGCACCCCCACCAUAGUGUCCUGUGACCAGGAGCUGAACCACUUCAUCCUGCAGAAUGAGGAGAGGCUGUUCCAGUGCAGCUACCCCAGGCCAAUUCAUGGCAUACUGGGCAAGUCCUCCAUGCUGGUGGUCCUGGGGGAGGACCACAAGAGGCUCAGGAACCUUGCUCUAGCACUGGUCACCUCCACAAAGCUCAAGCCCAGCUACCUUGGUGACAUUGAGAAGAUUGCUCUGCACAUUGUUGGGUCAUGGCAUGGCAAGGACAAGGGCAGCAGAAUCACCUUCUGUGAGGAGGCAAGAAAGUUUGCAUUCAGUGUGAUAGUGAAGCAGGUGCUGGGGCUGUCACCAGAGGAGCCAGUUACUGCCAUGAUACUCGAGGACUUCCUCACCUUCAUGAAGGGCCUCAUCUCUUUCCCUCUUCGCAUCCCAGGAACCCCUUAUGCCAAAGCUGUUCAGGCCAGAGAGAGGAUAUCAAGGACUGUGAAGGGCAUUAUUGAGGAGAGGAGGAAGGUUGGCUCCUGCAAGAGGGAUGAUUUCCUCAAUGUGCUACUGUCAACCAAUGAGCUCUCUGAUGAGGAGAAAGUGAGCUUUGUGCUGGACUCCCUUCUAGGAGGAUAUGAGACAACCUCACUCCUGAUCUCCAUGGUUGUAUAUUAUCUUGGGCAGUCAGCUCAAGAUCUGGACCUAGUGAAGAGGGAGCAUCAAGGCAUAAGAUCUAGCAAAGGGAAGGAGGAGUGCUUGAGCUCUGAGGACUACAAGAAGAUGGAAUAUACCCAACAUGUUAUCAAUGAGGCGCUGAGAUGUGGAAACAUUGUCAAGUUUGUCCACAGGAAGGCUCUCAAAGAUGUCAGAUACAAAGAGUAUCUGAUUCCAUCUGGCUGGAAGGUCCUACCUGUUUUUAGUGCUGUUCAUUUGAACCCCUCACUCCAUGGAAACGCCCAACAGUUUCAGCCUUGCAGAUGGGAGGGCGGAAGCCAAGGGACCAUAAAAAAAUUUACCCCGUUCGGCGGUGGCCCCCGGCUCUGCCCCGGAUCAGAGCUUGCCAAAGUAGAGGCUGCAUUCUUCCUACACCACCUUGUGCUCAAUUUCAGAUGGCGUAUCGACGGCGAUGACGUUCCGAUGGCAUACCCGUACGUGGAGUUUCCAAGAGGUCUGCCGAUAGAAAUCGAGCCGAUUUGCUCCGUAUCCUGAGUGCGUUCUUGCAGCUUCAGCCACGGUGGCGAGUGCGGAAAAGAUUGCAAGAAGUGAAGAAACGUUUACUGAGGACUAGCUAGCUAGUGGCUGCUGGCAUGAGGCAGCUGAGGGGGUUGUGAUCUGCUCUGUAAAUGGUGUAGAUAUAUUUGGUCCAUGGUGAUUACUUGAGGUGGUUGGUUCACCCUGUAACAUUCUCCACCGUCUGGACUACUAUCUUAUAGAAGAAGAAAAAAUGGGUUCUUGGGAGUUAGUACAGAGGUUUGCAGUUUAUUUGUUCUGGAACUCAGUAUUGGUAUCGAAUAAACUGGACAUUUCUGAAGGUCAUGUACUAAAUAGACUGUUAGUGGGAAAGAAAACAGAGAAUAAUUAACCAUUGGUGAUA